Tuber melanosporum (Perigord truffle) is the source of this 930-nucleotide messenger RNA. RefSeq lists its product as uncharacterized. The transcript has a single exon. The record is from RefSeq and is a predicted model, not a curated record. Bases 481 to 930 code for a protein of 149 amino acids. NCBI's taxonomy places the organism in Eukaryota, Fungi, Ascomycota, Pezizomycetes, Pezizales, Tuberaceae.
CUCCCCACCAGUGACUUGGACUCUUAACUCCUUCAACCUCGACGAUGUGUUUUUCGAGAGGUGCCCAAGACUCUCCACGCAGCUCAACAUCCAGUUGCCCAUCACACUAGUCCCGACUCCCGUCCCACCCACUGCCUCCAUAUUCAACAAGCCAAAUGGGCUCAAUGGCGGAGGCCUUAUAGCUAACUCGUCCGUCUUAUCAACAGCUACCCCGCCGCAUACAAAGACAUCAUUCGCACGCCCACUGGGGCUCCCUGCAUUUACAAGUCCGGUCCUGCUUGGCCGGAGCGUAAGGGUCCUGAAACAUACCUCUACAUCCGCGAACCACGUCCUGUGUAAGGUCACCCCAUCGCUCAAGACUGGCUCAAGAUCAGUACAGACAUCUACCAGGCCCUUGAUGCUCUCAGUGUCAAGUGGACCUCAAUCGAUCCCACCGCCUUCGCCGACGUGGGGGAGAAGACGCCAUUUUGCCCGCUCCUGAUGUGGAUCGGUGUGAAGCAUGAGAUGCUCAUGUUUGAGGCUGCGGUGACUGCUGCCGACGCCGUCAAGGAUAUCCUCCGUCAAGCAGGCUUCCUCAAUAUUGAGGUGGCCUUCCGUGAGUCGGAGGUGAUGUGCUCUGUGGGUGGUCCAAAGCUCCUCUCCUUCGACCCCCUUGUCGACCCCAUCCCUGAGUUCUGCAAGGCCUUCACGCCUACACUUGGCCUCUCCAUCGCCCUGCUCAGGACACCCCACUACGAGGGCACUGGUGCACUCUACUUCCACCUCGGCCGUGACGAUGACCGCAUCGCCCUUCUUACCGCUGCCCACGUCGCUCGCCCGCCUCCCAAGUUUGCCAACACUAGCAUGUCAUACGAGAAUACCAGCCAGCCCCAGAAGGAGAUCAUCGCGCUGGGCAGCAUGGGCUAUCCGAAUGUGACAAACACUAUGUGA